This is a messenger RNA of Phragmites australis (common reed), 2272 nucleotides long. RefSeq names its product molybdate transporter 2. Bases 88 to 1473 code for a protein of 461 amino acids. The transcript is spliced from 2 exons. The record is from RefSeq and is a predicted model, not a curated record. Gene Ontology annotation, biological process: molybdate ion transport. Gene Ontology annotation, molecular function: molybdate ion transmembrane transporter activity. Lineage: Eukaryota; Viridiplantae; Streptophyta; Magnoliopsida; Poales; Poaceae.
GUGGAGCAGCCGAGCCAUCCACCGGUCAGAAACGUGCACGCUAAGCCCAGACGCACCAGAAACAUCCAAACAAAGUCGUUGACACUCAUGGCAUCCGCCUCCGGCCAGCCGCUCCUCGCCGGCGAGGACGGCGGCCGCUGCCUUGGGUUUCUCCCACCCUCUAUCCGCCUCAAGACGUCCGUCUGGUCGGAGCUGGGCGGCGCGGUGGGCGACCUGGGCACCUACAUCCCCAUCGUGCUCGCGCUGUCGCUGGCGUCCCACCUUGACCUCGGCACCACGCUCAUCUUCACCGCGCUCUACAACUUCGCCACGGGCUUCAUCUUCGGCAUCCCCAUGCCCGUGCAGCCCAUGAAGUCUAUCGCCGCCGUCGCGCUCUCCUCGGCGCACCUCACCGUCCCGCAGAUCAUGUCUGCCGGGCUCGCCGUCGCCGCCGUCCUGCUGUUCCUCGGCGCCACCGGCCUCAUGACCUACAUCUACCGUCUCCUCCCGCUCCCUGUCGUGCGUGGCAUCCAGCUCUCGCAGGGACUCUCCUUCGCCUUCACCGCCGUCAAGUACAUCCGCUACGUCCAGGACUUCUCCCACUCCUCCUCUGCUUCCACCUCCGUGCCGCGUUCCCUCCUUGGCCUCGACGGAUUGGUCCUCGCGCUCGCCGCGCUGCUAUUCAUCAUCCUCGCCACCGGCUCUGGCGACGAUGAGGACGUCGGCACGGACGGCACGAGACGCCGCCGCCGCUCCUGCAGCCGCGUCCCGGCGGCGCUUAUCGUGUUCGCGCUCGGCCUGGUGCUCUGUUUCGUCCGUGACCCGUCGAUCGUGCAAGGCCUUCGCUUUGGGCCGGCGCCGCUGCGGCUGGUCAAGAUAACGUGGGACGAUUUCAAGAUCGGGUUCUGGGAAGGCGCCGUGCCGCAGCUCCCGCUGUCCGUGCUGAACUCUGUCAUCGCCGUGUGCAAGCUCUCGUCGGAUCUGUUCCCCGAACGGGCCGAGCUCUCUCCGGCGAGGGUGUCGGUGAGCGUCGGGCUCAUGAACUUCGUGGGCUGCUGGUUCGGCGCCAUGCCCUGUUGCCACGGCGCGGGCGGGCUAGCGGGGCAGUACAGGUUCGGCGGUCGGAGCGGCGCGUCCGUGGUGUUCCUGGCCAUCGGUAAGCUGGCGCUCGGGCUCGUGUUCGGCAACUCGUUCGUUAGGAUUCUCGGGCAGUUCCCUAUAGGGAUACUGGGCGUCAUGCUGCUCUUCUCCGGGAUCGAGCUCGCCAUGGCGUCGCGCGACAUGGGUACUAAAGAGGAGUCCUUCGUCAUGCUCAUCUGCGCCAGCGUGUCGCUCACGGGCUCGAGCGCCGCGCUGGGUUUCAUCUCGGGGAUUGUACUGUACCUGCUGCUGCGCCUCAGGGACGUGGACUACCGAGGGCUCGUCGGUCGUUGGGGCGCUGGCCAGCAGCAAACCGGGAACAAAGUUGGACGAGAUGGUGACGAAGAUGCUUGAUCAAGAACAUACAACAUACGAAUUGAAGUGUGCAACUUGACGGUCGACAGCGGGAUGAUCGGGACCAAGCGGAGUGCUUGGUGCCGGACGAUUAAGGAGACCGAGUGGAGUCAAGGAUAAUUCUAGCUAAACACGUGGAGGUCAAGCAAAGUAUGGAAGCCGAAUAAAGACGGCGUGUUGACAAAGUCAAACGAAGGAGAUGCCGGUGCAAGUGACAAGGUGGCCAGAGGGAUCGGGAGCAGGAGAGACUUGUCGGCGGUCAGGAUCGCAUGACGAAGUACACGCAUCGACAUUGAAACGCUUGCUUAAGGUGUAAGCAAGGCGACGAGUCACGCUUUGAGAAGCGUACAGGCGGUUUCGCGGUUUGGCCUCAAAACCGUGGGAGAACUGGAGGAGUACGUGGCACUAUCGCGAAGCUUGCGUCGAAGUGAAGCUAAGUCGUGAAGGCGCCACGGGCGCCCGAUGAAUGGAGAAGAAAAUAAACCAAAAUACACUCGGUGGUAGGUAGAAGUAUACUACAAGAGGGGUAUUUUGAGAAAAAACUAGAAAACUUAGGGGUCAAGUUUCCUAGGUCUAUAAAUAAAGGGGAUAUAAAUAGAGGGGUAGGGCUAUGAGUGAGUUUGAACCAGCUACUUGAACUCCUUUGUGCCACCCAUUUGAGAGUUUAGAGCUAGGGUUUUAGAGGAGAGAAGGAUGAGUCCUUAGCCUACGUAAUAGGUGAGAGUUUUGAGAGAUAAAUCUUUAUAAUCCGCCUAAGAUAGGGCUGGCCUCUUUGAGUAAUUAAGUUUAUAUUUUUGCA